CAACUCAUGUACGAAUACAUUCUAACAUUGUAGGUGGAACAACUUGCAGAGGGGAUAUAUCAAAUUUUAAAGGACAUGUAUGGUACGAUACUGGAGUGUAUAAGAAUGAUCAGUGGAGAAAUUCUGAUCAUGACUAUGUUAUGGAAUUAACGGAUUUGAAUCUAAUUGGUCUUUAG
Funneliformis caledonium is the source of this 176-nucleotide messenger RNA. The record is from the annotation of a GenBank genome assembly. Lineage: Eukaryota; Fungi; Glomeromycota; Glomeromycetes; Glomerales; Glomeraceae.